Messenger RNA from Rhopilema esculentum, 1866 nucleotides. RefSeq lists its product as uncharacterized. The record is from RefSeq and is a predicted model, not a curated record. Lineage: Eukaryota; Metazoa; Cnidaria; Scyphozoa; Rhizostomeae; Rhizostomatidae.
CCAGCUGCUUUCUCAUUUCUAUGAAAACUUGUAUCAAUAGAAAAGUCAAUACCAGUUCCAGUUAGCAUCAGUCAAGCAUAUUUAAAGAAGAGCUGUUAUUAUAACUUCCAACACACCUUCAUUAGGCAUAAAAAGACGGCUUAGAAAACAAAAGCAAAUUCUCGGUGAUUUAGAGCAAAAACGAUGAAGUAUAUCAAGUACAAGAUUUUGUUUGUCUGUUCAGUUCUAAUAUUUUUCAGCUUUUCAUUUGUCGUUACCAUACUUAACGAAUGGAGAAUCUCCAGGCACACCAAAACAACGGAUGAUUUUUACAACAAAUUAAUGGCAUCAAACAUUGUUUCAGGAACGACACUAUCAUCGCCAACGACAAGGCUACCAACAGCAAGGGAGGAAACAGCAGAACACAAGACAACGACAACAAGCAGAUCACCAACAUCGACUGCAUGGCCAACAACAAAUCAGGGAUUAACAACCACAAGUGUCAAUAAAUCACCGACAGAAAAACGAAAAUCAAAAACCCAACUUGCAACAACUACAUCUACAACAACUCAACCACAUACACUUUCUCAGAAAACCGCAACAACACAGUGGAAAAGGACAAGGCAAAGAAUCGAUAUUGCAACCACAAUAGCACAAGGAGAAUCAACAACACAAGAGCCAACGUCCAUGCAAGCCCUCUUAACAACACAACAAACUACGGCAACCCAAACCCGAAAUUCGACAAUGCAAGCAACGACAACGCAAGGUACGACUACACCAAAACAAACUUCGACAACACAAGCUAUGAUAAUGCAAGCUGCAACAACGCAAGCUACGACAGUCACCAUACAAACAAUCACUCCAUUUCACUCUACAUUGACUGAAAAUAAAACAACAGCAGAAUCAACAAUGACAACGAUGAAAUCUUCAGUAAUCACACCAGGCUUGUGGCAUCAGAAGUUCUAUGACCUUGGCUGUUACCUUUCAGAAGGUAAAACUUCGGAUUACCCAUACCUUGUCGUAAAUUUGCGUGAUGAUAUUGACUGGAACAAUAUGACAAAAACGGUGAUCGCUUGUGCUGAUUUCAUUAAGAAGCCAGAGACCAUCAAGCGUUAUGGAGAGCUAUUAAAGUUCUUUGCCAUCAAAUUCUAUGGUGAAUGCUGGGCUAAAAAUGAGUCUGCUGCACCCACUUAUUACUACAGAGGAAAAGACAACGGUUGUUAUGAGAAUACAGGAGAUCACGACACUGUUUAUGUCUACCAUUUUGGACCUUCAGAAAGACCUCCAGACAAAAACAUUGUUUCUGUUGGGUGUUAUGCUGAUGGAGCAUCACUACCAAUAAAACAUCUGAUUGGCAAUUUCAUAACAUCAGGAGCUACAAGCGAAUCAGACGGUACGCGUGUUGCAAGCGAUUGUUACAAGUUGGUUUGGGAACGAGGCUACAGCUUGUUUGGACUAAAGAAUAAAGGUGAAUGCUGGUCAGGCCCGGAUGCACACAUGACUUACAACAAUGACGGAGCUGCAACUGACUGUGUCCACGGCCUAGGCUCAGCAAACUCUUUCUCUGUUUAUAAACUAGAAUCGUAAGCAUAUACUUAUUACGAAAACUUUGUUAGCGAUUUAUCACUUUCAACAUUAAUGUAUAUCAACUCCCAGCGGCGGCGCAAGCUACUGCGGAAUGAAAGGGUGAUUUGCGUGAACCAUGAGGCCACUUCCUUUUGCCACUUUCAGUGCUUUAUGCCAGGUGUACUUUCCCAGGGAAAUCUUAAAAACAUGACCUACCCUUAUCUUAUGCAUUUUAUCAAUUUUUUAAGGAAUUGUGUAGACGAUGUUUUGUCAAGAGUGGGGAUGCUAGUUAUCCCUUUGCCAUCAUCCCUUGUACUGCCA